AUGUCGGUCCCGUCUGCUGAAAGUGGUGGUGAUGUUUAUUUGUGGCGUAAUCAAUCUGGCGGCUUUGGUCCGUCUUUCUCUGCUCGUGUUACUUGGGAGAGGAUCCGUAUGCCUAGCCCUUUAGUUCCCUGGCAGUCCGUCGUGUGGUUCAAAGAGGAGCUCCCUCGUUGUUCCUUUAUAAUUUGGACUGCCUAUCUUGGAAGAUUACCUACGAGGGACCGCUUGAUCUCAUGGGGGCUAUAUGUUCCAACAGAUUGUGUCCUAUGCUCUGCAGCUGAUGAGUCUAAUAGCCAUCUUUUCUUUGAGUUUGUUUUUGCGGCUGCUACUUGGUCUCGUUUUUGUGGCAGGUACAUGGCGUCUCCCCCGGCUUCGUUAGCUGCAGUCCUUGAAUCGUGCCAACAUCUUCAAGGCCCCCAUGCUGAUCGUGCUGUAAUAGUCAUGAAGCUUCUGAAUCAAGUCAUCAUCUACUCCCUCUGGCGUGAACGGAAUGCCCACAUCUUCAAAGGCGUAACACUGACCCAGGAGGCGUUCUUCCAUGUCGUCGAUCGAGCCAUGCAUGAUAGACUUCUGUCUUUGUCUCACCCAACGGCUGCUGUUGUUGCUCCCUCUCUUCUUGAGUUGUACUUUUGGUUUAUAUCCCCUUAUAAUUAA
Messenger RNA from Brassica napus (rape), 651 nucleotides. RefSeq lists its product as uncharacterized. The transcript has a single exon. Bases 1 to 651 code for a protein of 216 amino acids. Lineage: Eukaryota; Viridiplantae; Streptophyta; Magnoliopsida; Brassicales; Brassicaceae. The record is from RefSeq and is a predicted model, not a curated record.